AUGAUCACAGUGAUAAGGCAACUUGUUACCCAUUCCUUCCUUUCUGAAAUAAAGCACAGCCUCAUGGACCAGCGUGGAAGAUUCAUUCAAUCGGAUGCUAAAGGAAUAUUGGAAAAGAUACGAUUGUACUUAAUAAAGAAACUGCUGCCACAUUUGGAAGACAGAAGGAAGUAUCAUCAGGAGUUUGCCUCAUCCACUUCAUUUCAUGGAGUGCAUAAUAUCGUUCAAACACAGAGCAAGACUCGCAAAGUGCUGUGGCUGUUAGUAGUCGCGGGCUGUCUUGCCAUUGUUGUUUGGCAAAUCUACAGUCGCUUCAUCUACUACUUCAGCUGGCCGACCACAACUACAGUGGUAGUUCAGUAUGUGGAAAAUGUCAAAUUCCCUGCUGUGACUUUUUGCAACUUGAACAGGUUUCAAGCUCAUGCAGUAAGCAACCUCAGAAUAAUUUUUUUAAUUUGGAACAUUGUGUCUGGAGUUCUCCAAAAAUUUUCUAUGGAAGAUAAAUAUUCCCAAGAGCUAAAUGAUUUCCUUCUUGGAAACCAGAAGUUCAGCAUCAAAGAGUUUACAAGAAAAAAUGGGUUUUAUCUGAACAGCAGCACAUUGCUAGAAUGUGAUUUUUUUGGAAAGCCAUGUUACCCACAGGAUUUUGAACAUGUUUUCACUGAAUACGGAAACUGCUUUACUUUUAAUUACAAUGAUCUUCCAGCAAGAAGAGUGAGUUUGUCUGGAAGAGGCUUACAUUUGCUUUUUGAUGUCCAACAGGAAAAAUUCACUGAUGAACCUGCUCUUGGUUAUACUGAUGCUGGUAUAACUUUUGUUAUCCAUUCACCCAAAGAGCUUCCACGCUUUGAUGGUUUAGGUUUAUUAACACCGGUUGGCAUGCAUGCACAGGUCUCAAUCCGUCAGCUGAAGUCAAUUGUCCAAGAAUACCCAUGGGGAGAGUGCAAGCCUGAUAUAAAGCUUCAGUACCACAAGAUUUAUAGUAUUAAUGGAUGUUUGCAGGAAUGCAAAGCCCGGUACAUACAGGACUGGUGUGGCUGUUUGCCAUUCGUUCUUCCAGGAAAUGGAACAGAAUGUGAUUUGCUGAAGUUUUACAAUUGUGUUUACCCAGCAGUCUAUGAUAUAGAGAUAAAAGGAUUAUGUACAGUCGGAACCCACAAUUCCACUUGUCCUGCCCCAUGUGAAGAAACGGAUUAUCCUACCACUAUCACCUAUUCAAGUUUUGGAGGAGAAAAAGCCAUAAAAUACUUUUCUGCAAAACUGAAGAAAAGCCCAGAAUAUGUCAGGCAGAACCUUGUGCGUAUUGACAUUAAAUAUCAUGAUCUGAGCUACAAAAUAACACAGCAGCAGAAGGCCUUGACUAUAUCUGAGUUGCUGGCUGAUGUAGGUGGCCAGCUUGGAUUGUUUUGUGGUGCCAGUAUGAUUACAAUCAUAGAACUGCUCGAGUAUAUUUUUACUAACUUCUGUUGGAUGUGCAUCUUUCUUCUAUUGAAAGCUCCUGAAAUGCCUCAAUGGAACAAUCCAUCCCAGAACCAACCAACAUACAAAGAAAAAAAGAAGGGACUACAAGAAUGUUAGUGGCUUGCAGAAGCACAAAACCAAUUGUUUCUGCAGCUUCCCUUCCUUUUUAAGAUACAAAGGAGACAGUAAUAUUUUGCAUUGCUCCCUUCCCUGCACUCAUUCUUUCAGCUUCUUUUAAUGCCUAGAACUACCUAACUGUGCUAAAUAACUUUAAAGAGUGAACUUUGGAAAGUCUCACUUUCUUUCUCACGUAAAGAAAAAUGUAAUCUUUACCUAGAAUUUUAUUUUAAAGAAUUACCAAUUUUUUAAAAUAGCAUAGCAAGGGAUACUGACAUACAAUGCAAUUGAGCAUUUCUGAUCCAGUUCUUAAAUAUUCUGUAUUUUGAGUGAGGAGAAAUAAUAUGCAUGCCAAAUUAACACACACAAGUUUCUUAACCACCAUAAAGGUGGAGCAUUGCUAUGCUGAAAAAGCAGAUUCCUUAUAUAACGAUGAAGUCUUUGCUAGUAGCUUACCACUGUUAGCAGUUCCAGUGAAGGACAUUGUAGCUUUGCCUAUCAGAAUUAGAAGCGUGCCCAAUAACAACUUCUACAGCGUAUUAUUUGUUUGUCUGAAAUGCAUCAAAAAAAUAAUCUCAUGAGUCUGCCAACUACUAUAGAGAACCGUAGGGCAUCUGAGUGGAUGGCAAGUGGGCAACCAUAGGCCAAGUUCAGCAUUUAAUGUCAUGAAAGAUGAUAAUAAAGACUAAAGGCUUCAUCUAAGUCUUACUAAAAAUCACUGAGAGGAAGAAUUUUGUGGCUUUGGUGCUGAAUGAGGCUUCUUGAAUGUUUAUUCCUUUAAAAGUGUUCAGAAAAGCUUCUGUGCUUUCCUAUGGCUGUGUGGGCCUAUGGAGCAGUACUGGUUUAGAGUUUUAUGUUUUUAAA
Messenger RNA from Harpia harpyja (harpy eagle), 2442 nucleotides. RefSeq names its product acid sensing ion channel subunit family member 5 (gene ASIC5). The transcript has 10 exons. Lineage: Eukaryota; Metazoa; Chordata; Aves; Accipitriformes; Accipitridae. Gene Ontology annotation, molecular function: ligand-gated sodium channel activity. The record is from RefSeq and is a predicted model, not a curated record. The coding region runs from base 1 to 1578 and encodes 525 amino acids. Gene Ontology annotation, biological process: sodium ion transmembrane transport. Gene Ontology annotation, cellular component: membrane.